AUGCAAGGUAAGACCAACUCCAUUUACACUCUCCGUACCACUAACUUCUGGCAUUGCCAACAAUGCACAUCGUCAACGGGUGAACAGGUGGUCAAUGGCGACACAUUCAGUUACAACAAGCACGUGCGCGAUCUACCCAUCACACAAGCUUCCAUUCCAAUACAACACUCUGCGGAUGAUGAUUGCGUGAUUCAGAGCGACCACUGGAAGCAACACACAUAUAUGGCCAAGUCCUUGAUUGCAACGCCCAAGGUGCAUUUAUUGGAAUGGCGAUUAUGCGAAUGUUCUAUAGUGCACAUUGUCUUCGACUAUUGCACAGCGCUGCUUGUCUCUUCGUGCUUCAAAGUAUACGCAUUCACGGCUAUGGCUGGUUAG
Lichtheimia ornata is the source of this 375-nucleotide messenger RNA. RefSeq lists its product as uncharacterized. The coding region runs from base 1 to 375 and encodes 124 amino acids. The transcript is spliced from 4 exons. The record is from RefSeq and is a predicted model, not a curated record. Lineage: Eukaryota; Fungi; Mucoromycota; Mucoromycetes; Mucorales; Lichtheimiaceae.